Messenger RNA from Penicillium lagena, 1827 nucleotides. RefSeq names its product GMC family oxidoreductase. The record is from RefSeq and is a predicted model, not a curated record. Lineage: Eukaryota; Fungi; Ascomycota; Eurotiomycetes; Eurotiales; Aspergillaceae. Gene Ontology annotation, biological process: secondary metabolite biosynthetic process. Gene Ontology annotation, molecular function: flavin adenine dinucleotide binding; oxidoreductase activity, acting on CH-OH group of donors. Bases 1 to 1827 code for a protein of 608 amino acids. The transcript has 5 exons.
AUGCUACGUCAAGCGAUUUUCGUGUCUCUUGCGCUUCAGACCACCGUCAUCCAGGUUCGCGGCUUCUUAACCCUAGGCCGCCCUCUUUACGACGCGACAUUUGACUAUGUGGUGGUGGGAGGUGGAACGGGGGGAAGUGUUGUGGCGACUCGGCUCGCCCAAAAUGGUUUUGAAGUUGGUCUAAUCGAAGCCGGAGGUAAUUACGAAAUUGAAUCUUUCAAUGCUAUUCCGGCCGCCGAUAUCCUCCCCGUCGGCUCAGACCCCGAUACACAGUCUGCUACAGAUUGGGGAUUCGUGGUGAAGGGUCAGCCAGGAGCAAAUGGGCGGCCAAUACAUUAUGCCCGUGGAAAAUGUCUCGGAGGGUCAUCUGCGCUAAACUUUAUGAUAUAUCAACGACCAACGCGCGACUCCAUGCAACAAUGGGCCAAUGCAGCCAACGAUAGCAGUUAUACCUUUGAUAACGUGCUCCCCUUUUACAAACAGAGCGUUCAAUUUACACCUCCUAAUUGCGAUAGUCGCGCAUACAACGCGACUGCUGCGUAUGACAAAGAAGCAUUUGAUGAGCACGGCGGGCCUUUACAUGUAUCAUAUGCGAACUAUGCCAUGCCAUUUUCAUCCUGGAUGAAGCUCGGCAUGGAGGCAAUUGGUAUUGAGGAGAGGCAGGAUUUUAACUCGGGCUCGUUGAUGGGAGCACAAUAUUGUUCUUCGACAAUUGAUCCUCUCACUGAGCUUCGGAGCAGCUCUGACGCUUCAUUCCUCUCCAACAUCAAGUCAUCCACUCUGACAAUUUAUACCCAGACACUUGCGAAGAAAAUCGUUUUUAAUGACAACAAAAAAGCGACUGGUGUGAAAGUGGCUGGUAUCUUCGGAAAUACUAUCACAAUUUCUGCGUCCAAAGAAAUCAUCAUAUCCGCUGGAGCUUUUCAGUCACCACAGCUUCUGAUGGUUUCCGGUGUGGGCUCCUCUGAUGUAUUACGAGAGCAUGGGAUUGAUGUCGUCUCUGACAGACCUGGUGUUGGCCAGAACAUGUGGGACCAUCCUUUUUUUGCUCUCACAUAUCGAGUCCAAGUUGACACAUUCACUAAAUUUGCCGACAACUUUCUUUACUCGGCUAGCAAAAUCAUCGACGGAUUGUUAGAGAGGGUCGGCCCAUUGACUAAUCCGGUUUCUGAUUACCUUGCCUGGGAGAAGAUUCCCAAAUCUCUGCGAUUUCAGUUCUCGCAGACAUCACAGGAAACGUUGGCUCAGUUUCCCGCUGACUGGCCCGAAGCAGAGUACAUAUCAGGCGCGGGAUACAUUGGCAACGUCUCAAAUCUCCUAGAAGACCAGCCUAAGGAUGGUUAUCAGUACGCCUCAAUCCUCGGUGUUCUUGUUGCUCCUCUAUCUCGAGGCAACGUCAGCUUACAGUCUGCCGAUGUUUCAAACCUUCCAGUUGUUAAUCCAAACUGGCUUGAUAAUCCUGCUGACAAAGAAGUCGCCAUUUUGACGUUCAAAAGAAUCCGCCAAGCUUUCGAAAGUGAAGCCAUGGCACCGGUGGUGAUUGGCGAGGAAUACUACCCCGGUAAACAAGUCAAGAAUGAUGCCGACAUCCUUGAAUUUAUUCAAAACAAUGUGAUGCCUUUGUGGCACGCUGCUUGCACUUGCAAGAUGGGGACUUCGGAUGAUAAAAUGGCCGUUGUUGACUCCCAGGCUCGGGUAUACGGCGUGCAAGGUCUACGUGUCGUUGAUGCUAGCGCAUUUCCACUUCUUCCUCCGGGUCACCCGCAGUCAACAGUUUAUAUGCUUGCGGAAAAGAUAUCAGCUGCGAUCAUUCAGAGCUCCAAGUGA